UUCACCAGAACGUUCUGGAUUGGAUCCGAAGCAACACCGCCGGCUGGAGAAACUACGCGAUGGUUUACAAACAGUCAUCGAUGUAGAGACUAUAAAUAGGGUUCCGGGGUCAUUCUAUUCACAUCUUGACAUUGGUUUUUAUUGAACAAGGCUGAAUAGAUUUCAAAGAAGGGCGCAUAUUUUUUUGAUUUCAUCUCUGAAAGGGCUCCAAUUUGUAGAUUUUGUGUUAAAAGAAACAAGGAAUAGACGAUGCAGAUAUUCGUGAAGACAUUGACAGGCAAGACCAUUACUCUUGAGGUGGAAAGCUCUGAUACCAUCGACAAUGUCAAGGCCAAAAUUCAAGACAAGGAAGGGAUUCCCCCAGACCAGCAGCGUCUGAUCUUUGCCGGUAAACAAUUGGAAGACGGCAGAACCCUUGCUGAUUACAACAUCCAGAAGGAGUCAACCCUUCACCUGGUCCUCCGUCUCAGGGGAGGAAUGCAAAUAUUUGUCAAAACCCUAACGGGCAAGACCAUUACUCUGGAGGUGGAGAGCUCCGACACAAUCGACAAUGUCAAGGCAAAGAUUCAAGACAAGGAAGGAAUCCCCCCCGAUCAACAGCGCCUGAUCUUUGCCGGUAAACAGCUUGAGGACGGUCGAACCCUUGCCGACUACAAUAUCCAGAAGGAGUCCACCCUUCACCUUGUGCUUCGUCUGAGGGGAGGAAUGCAGAUCUUUGUUAAGACAUUGACAGGCAAGACCAUUACUCUGGAGGUCGAAAGCUCUGACACCAUUGACAAUGUAAAAGCUAAGAUUCAAGACAAGGAAGGAAUUCCCCCAGAUCAGCAGCGUCUGAUCUUUGCCGGUAAACAGCUGGAAGACGGCAGAACCCUAGCCGACUACAACAUCCAGAAGGAAUCCACCCUUCACCUUGUGCUUCGCCUGCGCGGUGGUAUGCAGAUCUUUGUGAAAACCCUGACCGGCAAAACUAUCACUUUGGAAGUGGAGAGUUCUGACACGAUUGACAAUGUGAAGGCGAAGAUCCAAGACAAGGAGGGCAUUCCUCCCGAUCAACAGCGCCUCAUUUUCGCUGGGAAGCAACUGGAGGACGGCCGAACUUUGGCCGAUUACAACAUACAGAAGGAAUCCACGCUUCACCUCGUUCUGCGCCUACGUGGAGGGUUUUAAGUUUUCUGUAGAAUUCGCAACUCUGAUAUAUGUAUUCAAAUUUCUUAUUUAAAUAAAUAAAUAAAUCUAUAUUUCCUA
Molecule: messenger RNA, 1245 nt
Organism: Cryptomeria japonica (Japanese cedar)
Lineage: Eukaryota; Viridiplantae; Streptophyta; Pinopsida; Cupressales; Cupressaceae
Product: polyubiquitin
Exons: 1
Coding region: 250-1167 (305 amino acids)
Biological process (GO): protein ubiquitination; modification-dependent protein catabolic process
Cellular component (GO): cytoplasm; nucleus
Molecular function (GO): ubiquitin protein ligase binding; protein tag activity
Source: RefSeq, a predicted model, not a curated record